UUUCAUCAACAAACAAGCUUAAGUGUUUCCACUAUAUACUUUUUCGAUCACAGAAGAAAUUAAUCAAAAGAUGGAAUACAAAAAUGUGAUUUUAAGUGUGUUCAUAAUGAGUUUGGUCUUGGCGCAAAUUCAAGUAGAAGCAAGGGUUUGUGAUGCUAUCAAUGAAUAUUGCAACUUGGGGUGUGCAUCCUCUAUGUGUGGUGCCUUAACCACUCUCCAGAACUCUGGCGCAAGUGAAAUUGUAAAUGAAGCGGUUGAAAAAUGCACCAAGGCAUGUUCUACUCUCUGCACCAAAGCGAUAGCGAUAGCGACUCCGACGAAGGCAAAAAAUAUAACGGAGAUAAAAAAACAGUCGCUCAAUAUGGACGUCGGCGACGUCAAUAGUGAAGAUGUUGAGUUGCUGUUAUUUUUAGUGACACGUGUAUAUGCUACUUCCGGUUUGUGUAUGUGUCGUAGGAGAUUAUCGGUCCCAAGAUUGUGUAACGAAUUCUACUUGCUCUUAUAUAAAUAAAAGAUUAUUUCCAGUUA
Molecule: messenger RNA, 528 nt
Organism: Arabidopsis lyrata subsp. lyrata
Lineage: Eukaryota; Viridiplantae; Streptophyta; Magnoliopsida; Brassicales; Brassicaceae
Product: thionin-2.2-like
Exons: 4
Coding region: 71-511 (146 amino acids)
Biological process (GO): defense response
Source: RefSeq, a predicted model, not a curated record